AACCAUUAACCCGGGUCCCCUCCCUGUCCCGGGGCCGCGCUCGCCCGCGGCUCUGGCUCCUGCCCCCGCCAUGGCGGCGGUGGGCUCCUCGGGGGGCACCGGCCUCCCCCCGUCUCCGGUGAAUCCCGGCAGCCGGCACACGCCGCCGUCCCCGCUGCAGCUGCUGCUUGAGCGGGCUACUGCCAUCGAGGAGGAGCUGGCCCAGGGCAAGGAGAAGCCCUUCACCGAGGUGACCCGCUGCCAUUCGGGGGACGCGGUUGCCGCCGGCCGCCAGCCCCUCACCUUCCUCCGGCAGGUGGCCGCCGUCUGCGCGUACCCCGAGCUUCUGGGUGCCGAGUGCGUGCCGGCGGACGCCAAGCGGCGCGCGGGCCUGAUCCUGCGGCACCUGCAGGGCGGCAGCCCAGGGGCGUACAACCUGGAGUACGUCAUGGACACGGUGACCGAAAAGGUGGCGCGUUACCUGGAGCGGAGGGACGGCGGCGUCCCCAGCGACCCCCGCUGCGUCGUCCCCUGCGGUGGCACGGCGGCGGCCGUGGUGGACGCGGUGUCGCUGGUGGCGGACGAGUCGGCGGCGCGGCCCACGGGCGUGCUGGUGCCGACGCCGGGGCCCCGGCUCCACGCGGCGGCGGCGGCGUUGGCGGGCGCCGUGGCCGUGCCGUACCCGCUGGACGAGGAGCGGGGCUGGGCCGUGGCCGGCGGUGCGGUGCGGCGGGUGCUGCGGCAGGCGAGGGCGACGUGCCACCCCAAGGCGCUCUGCGUCGUCAACCCCGGGGACCCCACGGGGCACGUGCUGAGCCGGCAGAACAUGGAGGACAUCAUCCGGCUGGCGGCCGAGGAGAACCUCCUGCUGCUGGCGGACGAGGUGCUGCAGGAGCAAGCCUUCCUCCCCGGCCGCCCCUUCCUCUCCUUCAAGCGGGUGCUGUGGGAGAUGGGUGCCCCGCUCGCCUCCACCGUCCAGCUCAUCUCCUUCUACUCCCUCUCCAAGGGCGUUGGGGGGGGCGGUUACCGAGCGGGUUUCUUCGAGCUGCACAACAUCGACCCGCGCGUCCUCAAGUGUUUCUACACGUGGGGGAUGUCGGUGUAUCCCCCCAUCCUGGGGCAGGUGAUGCUGGACGCGGCCAUGGACCCCCCGCUGCCCAAGGAGCCCUCGGAGACAGCUUCUGAGGAGCACGGGCAGGGGCUGCGCCGUGACCUGGCCCGCAACGCCCGGCUGGUGCAAGAAGCGCUGGGUGGAGCCCCCGGUAUCCGCUGCCAGCCCGUGCAGAGCGGCCCCCGCGCCUUCCCCCGCGUCCAGCUCCCGCCCCGCGCCCUGCGCCGGGCCCGGGCCCUGGGCCUGCAGCCCGAUGUCUUCUUCUGCCAGCAGCUGCUGGAGGCGACGGGGGUGCUGCUGGCCCCGGGGAGCGAGUUCGGGCAGCCCGAGGGCACCCACCAUGUGGGGCUGUCCCUGCUGCCGCCGGCCGAGACGCUGGAGCGGGUGCUGCUCGCCCUCACCCGCUUCCACGCCGCCUUCCUGCGAGACUUCUCCUGACGUGGGGGCGACCCUGGCCCCGUGUAUGUCCCCCCCCCAGAUCCAUGACCCCCAUUAAAUCCCCCGCAGAUCA
Phalacrocorax carbo (great cormorant) is the source of this 1601-nucleotide messenger RNA. NCBI's taxonomy places the organism in Eukaryota, Metazoa, Chordata, Aves, Suliformes, Phalacrocoracidae. The record is from RefSeq and is a predicted model, not a curated record.